Messenger RNA from Penicillium bovifimosum, 483 nucleotides. RefSeq lists its product as uncharacterized. The transcript has 3 exons. Lineage: Eukaryota; Fungi; Ascomycota; Eurotiomycetes; Eurotiales; Aspergillaceae. The record is from RefSeq and is a predicted model, not a curated record. Bases 1 to 483 code for a protein of 160 amino acids.
AUGGAGAUCUCCAAGGAGGUGGAUUUGGAGUCUCACCCCCGACUAGAACACGAUCCUUGGCUUCUCGACGACCAUCCCCUUCGAUCAUACCCGACAGAAUGCAUCCCGGGCUUGUCGACUUAUCUCGAUGAAUCACUCGGGAGGCGGAGAGCCAUUCUGUUCCUCGUUGCAUGUCUCAUUCUCGCAGCGCUUGUCUCUCGCUUGUUCUCCGUGACCAUCAAGAAUGCGCUUUCUCAUGAGACCACAAACCCACACCAACCCAGAACAGCGCUUAACCGUGACCGGAUGCGCUAUGGCGGGGAGUCCUGGAUGCGAAGGCGUCUGAACAGCUAUUUGAAUGCACGAUGGCAAGCUGCAGAUCGGAUACGCGUUAUGCGUACCGGGCCGGAGACGUUCCUGCAGCGACUUGGUCUCGACGAGAGUGGAACCGACCGGGUCCUUCCGAUCUGGGCAGCUUCCAGCUCAGUCGCACUUUCCUUUUGA